Molecule: messenger RNA, 837 nt
Organism: Microstroma glucosiphilum
Lineage: Eukaryota; Fungi; Basidiomycota; Exobasidiomycetes; Microstromatales; Microstromataceae
Product: DUF500-domain-containing protein
Exons: 3
Molecular function (GO): phosphatidylinositol binding
Source: RefSeq, a predicted model, not a curated record
GAUCCGAUCGGCAGGGCCUCUAACAAGAUCGCUGGUCGCUUGGGCGCCGAAGCCUUCUGGCCCACUGAGCUAGCCGAUGGAGAGAUUGACAAGGCCGCCAGGAUCCUACGCACCUUCAGCAUCGAAGGUGCCAGGGCCGACGAAGGCGCUAGAGCCGAAGCCAGCGGAGGAGUAGCCCAGACCCCUGGAGGUGACCCAAAUCAGCACAGGAAGACACAAAAGGUUGUGAGGAAGAUUCCGGAAAAGGCUAUCCAGGGCGCUUGUGGAAUUGCCAUCUUCACAUGCUUCAGGACGGGCUUUGGGUGGUCUGGUGCGGGUGGCUCCGGAGUGGUCAUGGCGAGGUUGCCUGAUGGAUCUUGGGGUCCGCCUUCUGGCCUGCUGGUUCAUACUUUGGGAUGGGGACUUCUGGUCGGUCUAGACAUUUACGAUGUGGUCCUCGUCAUCCGCAAGCCAGAGACUCUUAAGGCCUUUACACAUCCCAAGGUCUCCGUCGGAGGAGAGCUGAGUGUCGCUGCAGGGCCAGUAGGCAAUGGUGCUAUGAUCGACAGCGGCUUGGAAGCUAAGCCAGUAUGGUCCUACUCCAAGUCCAAGGGAGUGUAUGCUGGACUGCAGCUCGACGGUACGAUCAUUCUCAAGCGAGACGACGCCAACGCUCGCUUUUAUGGCCAAAAAGUCACCGUCGCAGACAUCUUCCAAGGCAAAGUGCGAGCUCCUCCCGCCGCCAAACCCCUGAUGCAGACCUUGUAUGCAGCCGAAGGCAGACCGGACUUCCUCGGUACAGACGCCAUUCCACAAGGGCUGACGCCAGGAGAUAUUCCAGUCUCGGAGGACGACUUC